AUGUCUGCUGUACCCGCUCGCCACAACAACGUCGAGGCUUUUCACGAGGUCCUUCGAUCCAGUCGCCGCAUCCUUGCACUCUGCGGAGCCGGUCUUUCGGCCUCGUCUGGCCUGGCUACGUUCCGUGGAGCUGGAGGAUACUGGCGAAAUUAUGAUGCGACUGCACUCGCAAGCUAUAAUGCCUUUAAGAGAGAUCCAGGACUUGUAUGGCUCUUUUACGCCUACCGUCGCCACAUGGCAUUGAAGGCCAAGCCCAACGCGGCUCACCACGCCCUGACAGCGCUGGCGCAGAAGAGGCCCGAGUUUCUGUGCUUGACACAGAAUGUUGACAACCUCUCUCAGCGUGCCCAACACCCUCCCGACCAGCUCAUGGCUCUUCACGGUAACCUUUUCAACAUCAAGUGCUCUGACGAUGCCUGCGAUUGGGUCCAGAGAGGCAACGUCGACGAUCCAUUCUGUCCGGCACUGAAAGCAGCCUCGGUAGAUGCCACGCCAGAAGAAAUGAGGGAUCUCCUUAAUCCAAUACUUCCCCUCGAUCCAAUCCCUCGGGACCAACUUCCCAGUUGCCCCAAGUGUAAGGCAGGAUUGCAGAGGCCUGCGGUAGUGUGGUUCGGAGAAACCCUGGAUGAAGCCAUGUUGAGGCGGGCAGAUGCCUGGAUGGAGAAGGAUACAGUGGAUCUCAUGCUGGUUAUUGGCACCGCAGCUCAGGUUGAACCUGCGGCAGGCUACAUCCGCUACGCCAGAAAGAGAGGCGCCAGCGUCGUUGUCGUGAACCCCGAAGCAGAGUCGGAGGAAGAGCUAAGGAAGAUUGGGCCACAGGAUUUUGCUUUUGCUCAGGAUGCAGCAGAGUAUCUGCCUCUGCUGUUGGAGCCAGUUAUUGGCAAGGCACAGGAAGACGGAAGCUAUCCGUAG
Molecule: messenger RNA, 912 nt
Organism: [Torrubiella] hemipterigena
Lineage: Eukaryota; Fungi; Ascomycota; Sordariomycetes; Hypocreales; Clavicipitaceae
Source: the annotation of a GenBank genome assembly